GCUCUCUUUUUCCAUCUCCUUCCUCUUUCUGCUCCAGCUUUCCCUUAUCUCUCUCUCUCUCUCUCGUGAUGGCAGCGCAAUGAUACGUCGCGCAGGGGGCGGAGCCGCUUAGAACAUGGCAACAAUCGCGUAAGAGCAAAGUAAAAAUCCAUGCUUUCUCAAGGACCAAAAGCCCGGAAGACAAAAAGCUCAUCAUCCCUUCCGAAUCCAUCAUUGUAGCAUGCCACAAGAGCUAAUUAUAUAUAGAGCAGGUCGCCGGCCCAUCAGGGGAAUCUAUAUCAUUCCAACAAAUGGACAACACCGGCCUCCAUCACGCCCAUGAUCUCCCAAUCUAUCCACCGGAAGACCAAAUCGGAGCGGUCAUGACCAUGGCGACUGAUGCUUGCGCAGCAGAUUCCUCUGUUGCUUCUCCUUCCACCGCUAAUCUCCCAUGGCCACCGCUUCUAAACGCCCCGGAGCCGCCCUUCCUGAUUCGCGAUCACGUCCAAGAACGCAGCUUCUUGUUCCCCAAUUCGCUUCCGCCGCUCCCUCCGCCGCCGGCGUUCUACCACGACCUGUACAUGGGGCAGCCGGAGCAGCCGGACCCGCUAGUGGGGUUCAUGACCGCGGGGGCGGGAAUCAAUUACGCCGAUGCGUUGGUUCGCGGGCGCGGGAUGAUGUUGACCGCGUGCUCGCCUUCUUCUUCGACGUUCCCCUUCGGCAGCGGCCUCCACGCCGAGCUGGCCGCCGCCGGCGCGAGGAUGACGCACCAAGAAAUCAUGGACGCCAAGGCGCUGGCCGCCUCCAAAAGCCACAGCGAGGCCGAGCGCCGCCGCCGCGAGCGCAUCAACGCCCAUCUCGCGCGCCUGCGCAGCUUGCUCCCCAGCACCACAAAAACGGAUAAAGCGUCGUUGCUGGCGGAGGUAGUACAACACGUCAAAGAACUGAAGCGGCAGACUUCGGAAAUCGCCGAGGAGACAAGCCCGCUCCCGACGGAGACAGAUGAGCUGACGGUGGACGCGGCCGACGACGCGGAGGGGCGGUUCGUGGUGCGGGCGUCCUUGUGCUGCGACGACCGCUCCGACCUCCUCCCUGACCUCAUCAAGGCGCUCAAGGCGCUGCGACUGCGGCCGCUCAAGGCCGAGAUCACCACCCUCGGCGGCCGCAUCAAGCACGUUCUCGUCGUCACCGGCGAGGACAGCGAGGACGAGGCCGGCCGGCCGCCGCAUUACUCCGUAGAGGCGAUCCAAGAAGCAUUGAAAGCUGUCAUGGAGCGUACGCAGGUCGACGAGCCCCCGUCGGCGGCUGCGGGCGGGACCAAACGGCAGCGGACGGCGCCUACCAACAUGUCCACCAUACUCGAACACAGGUCGAUUUAACUCGGUUGAGACUAUUAUAAAUUAAAUAACAUGAAAUUGUAUGCACAGCAACGUGUCUGCUAGUUAUAUAAUAUCAAUCAAAUCAGACACAGAUCAUUACAUAUGCAGUUUAAUUUCCACAACGAGCAGACUGGGCAAUUAUUAAUCUCAUGAUUUGCAAUUAAGGUCCUUGAUUUUGAUAUGGUGUAGUCAUAAACUAAGGAAUAAUGGUUAUCAUAUGUUUUCAUAUAUAUACUUAGUUGAUUUUUUUUUUUUCCUUUGCUUUUUGUUCGACUUUGAAU
Molecule: messenger RNA, 1639 nt
Organism: Zingiber officinale
Lineage: Eukaryota; Viridiplantae; Streptophyta; Magnoliopsida; Zingiberales; Zingiberaceae
Product: transcription factor bHLH30-like
Exons: 2
Coding region: 291-1358 (355 amino acids)
Biological process (GO): regulation of DNA-templated transcription
Molecular function (GO): protein dimerization activity; DNA-binding transcription factor activity
Source: RefSeq, a predicted model, not a curated record